AUGUCGAAAAGUUUCGAGCAAUCGAACAUCCUUAUAUGUGGCUCACCUCGUGUUGGUAAAAGUACUCUUAUUAAUGCCAUAUGUCGAAAACAACUUUCAAAGUCGUAUUCAAGUUUAGGCUCUAGUACAAAAACUAUUGAUCGAUAUUCAUCUCAAAGCGUAAUUGGCCAGAUUACUCAUGAAACAAAUUUCUGGGACACGCCAGGUAUCGAAUCUUGGAAUGAAAAUGAUGUUCGCGUGUAUAUGGCAUCACUAAUUGAAAAAACGCAUCCGUUAUGUAUGAUCUAUUGUGCAUCACCAGGUUCGUUUGCUAUAUUAGAACAUGUUGCUUGGAUGGUCUCUGAAUGUCAUCGGAACAAUAUUUUCUGUGCACUUGUCUGUACAAAUAUGUGGAUGGGUCGUAAUCGGCAAAAUGUCGUAGAUGAAUUUUGUAAACUUUUGAAUACUCUUUAUCCACAAGUAACGCCGACUAAAGAAGAUGGUAUCAUAUAUUAUGAUCGAAUUGCUCUUGUCACUAUGGUUAAUAGUACAGAGCAUGUCGAUAAAGAUUUUGGUGUUGCAAAGCCACCGUUAGGUGUCGAUGAACUUAUUUUUGGUAUUGCUAAAUGUCUUAAGAGAGAUUUUAUGAUUGCAUGGUUUCGAACAGUAUCUGAAAAUAAAUCGUUUUGGACAACGAUGUCAUCGAAAUUAUCCAAUCUACUGAAAGUACCAUACGAGAAAUUCAAUAAUCUUGUUGAACGUGCUGAUAAUUUUCUCGACUCACUAUUGGGUUUUUCGGACUUCGAUGAUGAAUAUACGACCUUCCCUAUACAAUCUAGAAAUAGCGGCGGACGUAAUGCUAAAUUAUCAUCAAAUCAAAAUUGGAAUGAACCUAUAUUUUACGAUGCAGAAAUAAUUGACAUGCCACCAAGUACUUCAAAAUCAAAAAUACUAUUUUUCACAUUGAAAUCAAAAGAUAUGAUAUUACAAUUCAGCGCUGCCUUGGCACAACUCGGUGCUAGGGAAAUCCGCAACCGUCCAUCUGACGAAACAGAUCCACAUCAAUGUCUCAUUGAAGUUAAAUUCGAAGAUGAAAAUAAUUUGAAAGCAGUACACGAUUUUUGGCAAGUGAUGAAUCAAACGGAAGUUACCUGUAAAAUGGUUGAUAAUUCGUAUGCCAGUUUCAAUGAUGAUGUUUUAUGA
Messenger RNA from Rotaria socialis, 1182 nucleotides. The record is from the annotation of a GenBank genome assembly. NCBI's taxonomy places the organism in Eukaryota, Metazoa, Rotifera, Eurotatoria, Philodinida, Philodinidae.